GGGGAGUGAACCGGAAGUGCAACGCUCCGGCUUCUCCUCGCCCAGGCGGAACCCGCUCUCCCGGCCCGCUCAAGAACUUUUCUCCUCGCUGCCGCCCCGACGGCGCUCGCGGCGGCCCUGAGCUUCGCCCCGCGGCCUCCUCCGCCCGCCCCGCCCCGCCCCGCCGCGGCGUCGUCAUCGUCGUCGUCGUCGUCGUCGUCGUCCCCGUCCCCGGCCCGGUUCGGCGCGGCCCGGUCUCCCUCGCGGCCCCGCGCUGUCCGCCCGCCCCGCUGCAGAGAUGUGCGACAAGGAGUUCAUGUGGGCCCUGAAGAAUGGGGACCUGGACGAGGUGAAGGACUACGUGGCCAAGGGAGAAGACGUCAACCGGACACUAGAAGGGGGAAGGAAGCCUCUUCAUUAUGCAGCAGAUUGUGGGCAGCUGGAAAUCCUGGAAUUUCUGCUGCUGAAAGGAGCAGAUAUUAAUGCUCCAGAUAAACAUCAUAUCACUCCUCUUCUGUCUGCCGUGUAUGAAGGCCAUGUUUCCUGCGUGAAAUUGCUUCUGUCAAAGGGUGCUGAUAAGACUGUGAAAGGUCCAGAUGGACUAACUGCCUUCGAAGCCACUGACAACCAGGCAAUCAAAGCUCUUCUUCAGUGAUGGACAGAUGGGCUGACAGCUCUCGAAGAAUGACUCUCCUGUGGCCUCACACUGCUGCCUGUCUGUCUGUCACUCUAUCUGCCAGCUUCUUCAGCUCAGUUCUUCUAGAGGGGUGAGGGGAGAGAGAAAUUCAUUACCAAUCAGACUUCCAGAAAACAAAUGUGGGGGAGGGGAGAAACCCUGAGCAGGCUCUGACGAGGAUUCCUGAUCAAGUCAGCCUCUUUGCCCUGCCUCGUCAGAGACGCAGCCGGUGCCCCAGGGAGAGCCAUAGCAAAACACCAGUUAUCAUUUGACCUUUUUUAGCUCCCCAGCUAACUUAACGAGGUUGUGUCAAGGGUCCGCUGACACAAAGGCCAACUCUACCUAUUCGGUAGCCGUAGCUGCCAGCAGGGGUGGCUGCCGCCAUGUAAACUUAGGGUGCUGAGAUAAGCAAUUAGCUCUAGCCUUCUGCCUUAAGAUGCACUCUAUUGGGGACCCCCUGGCAUCUCGGGGCGCUGCCUGUGGUUGGUGACCAAAUCUUCCCCCAGUGACGUUCAGCUUUAUGUGGAAGCUCAGUUUCAGCGAGCAGGGCACAGCCCGAAAUCGCUGGGUGACUGAACUUGGGAUUUCCUCUCCUCUUUCACAUGAGUUUCAUCAGUCUUUACCUAGAACUGACUUAUUUAUAAAAAUCUUAACUUUUGGAAGUCGAAAGGAAAAAAUCAUUCCAGUAUGUUGUCUUUUUUUUUUUUUCCCUCCUCUAGAUUUAAGAUAUAUCUAUAACAUUGAAACACAUUCAGACUCCUUCUGGUAGUAAAGGAGAUUUAAAAAAAAAAAAAUAGAAUCAUAGCCAUAAGCCUGUUUGUAUCAUAAAUGGAGUAAACAGCUGUCUCAGUAACCAAUGGGUUUUCUUGAUUUGCGGUUUGAAUGGACUGGUUUCAGUUAUGUUUGGAGAAUUAAGGAAUGUUCUUUGGAAUGCCUUUCUCAGACCCCUCUUGGAUGCUGAUGAUUUAAUUGCACCAAAGCUGCCAUUGGGGUGAGAGUUACUGUUUGAACAAAUUUAACCCCAUCCCUUCAGAAAUCUGCAUAUUACCAAUUUCCUCUUGAGUGUGGCUGGGCUUCUGCUGAACACUUGCCGUCCCAACCCAUGUACUCUUUCUAAUCAUGCAUCCUUCAAGCAGAGUCUGUUCUGAGAGACAGUGCCCCCGAGUCAUGUUCUGUGGCCUGCAGAGAUAUUUAGGUAUUUAGAUACAUUUUCACAUUUAUUUCAUCAAGCAGUACGACCUAAGGCAUAGAACCUUAAUUUUCUGACAUUAAAAAUAUUUUAAUUUCUUUGACUUGCCAUCCGUAUGAUUACUAAAAAUAUUAGGGUUUUUCCUUACCAAAUCAUGCAAUAAUUGAAUGUACCUCAAAUUUUUAAAAAGUGGGGGUGGGAGUGGGUUUGGGACUUGUAUUCUGAUUGUGGAUAGUCAAUAUUUUUUAAAGGCAAUGUAGCAUUCUACAGCAGGGUUAACCAGUACCAAGAACAAUCAGGCUGGUUAAUAAAUUUUACUGACCAGUUGCUGAUUGGUGAUUGGUGUGUGUGUGUGUGUGUGUGGGUGGGUGCAUGCAUGCGUGAGUGAGUGUGAUUUGCCCCAUGAACCCUUUUUUAAUCCUGUGACUUUUCACUUAUAAAUAAUUUAGCCUUGUAAUUGUCCCGAGACAAGAAAACAAUCACAGAAUGGUGAUUUAAGUACUUGGAUGUGUUUGGCUUGCGCUGCUGUCUUGGUGCAGCCUCUGAGAGUUGGAUUAAAGUCAAUACUCCAUGCUUGACAGCGUCACUGAGCUGAAAUGUGAAGUGCUCCUCGUUGGAGGUGGGGGCACUCUGUCGGUCUCACAGUGUACUGAUGAGGUGUGGGCUAUCUCUACCUUCACCUCUUGACACAUGCUCUUCGGAAAUGUGGAUUUCCCCCUCGACACGGUUCUUUUUACCUUUCCUUUCAGACUGGUUUGUCGUAGUUGGCAGAGAGUGCACUGUCCUAUCCUACCUGAACCUGGUCUGCUUUCUCUGGUCACUGACCAGGAAACCACGUGAUUCUUUGUAUAUUUCUCCUGAUGUCCUUUGUAUAGCAGUAGAGGCUACUUCGCCUUCCCCGAUCUUUCUUAGCCAUUUUGUAAACCCCACAAUUAAAGAGCAAUUGCUUAAGAGGAUAACGUAUAAACAUAGAGUAGGCUGACCAAGUUGGUUUACAGUUUUCUUCUUACAGUUUUUUUUUAACUCAGUUAUUUAUAAUGUAUUUCUGAACCACUUGGCAGAGAAAUUCACAACACUUAAUGUUCAUGUUUUGAGUAAAGGAAACUAAAAUCAUGUCUGCUUUUUUGGUACCAUGUGCAUUAAUGAAAGAUUAAGUAAUUCUGUUCUCCACUAUUUAACAUCUCAGAAAA
Molecule: messenger RNA, 3034 nt
Organism: Sorex fumeus (smoky shrew)
Lineage: Eukaryota; Metazoa; Chordata; Mammalia; Eulipotyphla; Soricidae
Gene: MTPN
Product: myotrophin
Exons: 4
Coding region: 278-634 (118 amino acids)
Biological process (GO): regulation of barbed-end actin filament capping
Cellular component (GO): cytoplasm; nucleus
Molecular function (GO): protein binding
Source: RefSeq, a predicted model, not a curated record